Plasmodium fragile is the source of this 4149-nucleotide messenger RNA. RefSeq lists its product as uncharacterized. Gene Ontology annotation, molecular function: protein serine/threonine phosphatase activity. The transcript has a single exon. Gene Ontology annotation, biological process: protein dephosphorylation. The record is from RefSeq and is a predicted model, not a curated record. Bases 1 to 4149 code for a protein of 1382 amino acids. NCBI's taxonomy places the organism in Eukaryota, Apicomplexa, Aconoidasida, Haemosporida, Plasmodiidae.
AUGGAUCCCUUCCCCGGUGACGAAUUCGAGCAGCGAUGUGACAUCUUACUGAGGAAGACGGACAUGAAAAAUUUGCUCAUCCCGAGAAAAGAAAUCGAGACAAGUGUCCAUAUAAACUUUGCAGAAGAUAAGCAAAAAUAUCAACGAAGAUUUAAACGUGUUAGGGUAAGGAGACAUGGGAAGAAGGGUGUAUCCCUGAGCUGCUUCUCAGUAGGAAGGACACAAACCAAAUUGGAGAAAUACCUUGCGCGUGAUACGGUCGGAAAAUUGAAGAACCAAAAUGGCACCGCCGCAGAGGUGGAGAAUAAAAUGAACCAUCAUAUUCCCAGCAACUACCGUUUUAUACAAAAUCGCAGGAAGACAACCCCCCUGAGUGAACCCUCAUCACCAGGUGGAAAGCUGUCCCAAUUUAAGGACACCAAACAGAGGGGGAAGAAAAAAUCUGCUGCAUUUAAGGGGCUCUAUGAUGAGCACUUAGAAAAGAAACCCGUGAAUACCCAUAAGGGGGAAAAAAAAAAGUGGACACAUGACUCCCCCAAAAGGGGCAAACAGUUUUGUACGAUCGAUGAUUGCUUAACCACUCAGGUGAGAAAUUAUGCCAAUUGUACUUACCUGUUGGGGAGGAAAAAAUGUUACAAGUGUUUUAUGGCCACCCAGGGGGUAAACACAGCACAGGAGAUUCCCUCCAAGGGUGUCUCCAUAAAUGAGGGCCCCCAAAAAAAAAGUUCGAAGGAAGGCACACACAAAUCAUUCACCUUCAGUUACGGAUUUUACAGCAAAAAGGGAAAGUACCAUGACAAUGAGGAUACAUGUUCGCAUGCCUCAUUCAGUUCAUAUGAAAUACAAAAGGAGGUGGAGCAAGUAAUUCAUCGCAUGGGAAGUAGCAAAAUGAAAUUUAAUCUCUUCGAUGAGCUGUUAAAAAAGUUUUUUAUGCGUUCGUCAAUUCUUCGCCAUAAGAAUCACUCUCCUCGGGAGACUAAAUGCGAUAGACAUAGAAACGAAUUUAAUCCUCCCGCAAAACGUUCAAAUGGAGGCACUUAUAAGGUCUACUUAAAACCCGUCUUGCCACUUUAUCACCUGGAGGGGGAAAACAACCCACCGGGUGACCCUGACCAGCACAACAUGACCUGCAGGUAUUUUUACGAAGAUAGGAGCGGCGAUCACAGGGACAGGAGCGGCCACCGCAAAGAGAAGAGCGAGAAGGAAAACGCGCGCAAUGACACACAUGAUGUCGAACACGGGAUCAAAAAACUACAGUUAAAAUAUUUAACCCAGUGGACAGAGAAAUCCCAAAUGUUAAAUUCCCAGGGGGAAGAAUUGUACCAAACACACAACCCUAACUUACGCUCCUCCCAUUACUAUAAGUUCGUUUGUAAGGUUUGUAAAAAAUGCCAGCAUGUGAAUGCCCAACAGGGCAGGAUGUUGCAUCGGGCAUACCUGCGCUACCUCCAUGGUGUACCCAAAGGGGGUAGGAAGAAGACGAAAAAAAAAAAGAAUGAAUCGUACCACAAGAUGAGCGCUUACACCUCCUCCAGCUGCUCAGAAGAAUUUAACUACGUGAGGUUUUCUCCCCAUCAUGGAAAUAAGCGUUACGAGGGAAAAGGCAGAAGGGAAACAGGCGCAACGAGCGCAACGGGAGCAAAUGCAGAUCGGGAUUUUCCUUCCCUCUCCGCUGCUAUACACAUGAACAACAUUAACGGUCCAGGCGGACAUACACAUGAAUCCACCCACGGGGAUGGCGAACACCACCCGAGUGAUUUCUCCCCAAGUGGAGGCGCAACAAAAAUAUGUAACACACUGACCGACUACCUCACGAGCUGCAAAACCUGCAGGCAUCUGCUCAAAUAUGAUAACAUGGCGAACGAUUUUUUGUUAAAUUUUUGGAAGACGAAUGAUUUUUUGAAACAUCCAUUUUGCCUGAACAGGUCAGAAAAAAAAAUGCUCAACUUACUUGUAGCUAGCCAAGAGAAGGAAAAGACAAAGUUUGCACAGAAUUGCAGAAAUGAUGAUGAACAAAGUGGUGGCUUAGCUCAUGACAGGAGUGAAGACGAAAGGGGCAGGUACCACUUCUGUUCUCAUUCCGAUGUGGAUACCUACCAAAACUGGAAAGAGAUGCAAAUGUGGAAGGAUGAGUUGGAGAAACGCUGCGCGAAAAAAAAUGCCCCGAAUGAAUGGGACAGAGAAAGAGAACCCUCUCGAAGUUUCCUCAAGCGGAAGAGACAGAAGAUGAUGCGAUCGACAGAGUGGACAAAGUGCAUGGACAAAAUGCGAAGGUAUCUCUUUGAACAAUACUACGAGAGAUUCAUUGCAGCGAAGGAAACGAAGUCGGGUGAAGGACACUCCGAUGUAUCUUCUAAACACAGAGGGGUAGACAACAACUUCGACAUGCACUUGUUCACCAUAUGCGAUGGUCAUGGCGAUUCGCAUGCUGCCCACUUCCUAAUUCAAAAUGUGCACAAGGUUUUUUACUACCUCCUCAUUCACACCCUCUUCAAUGUUCAUAUGUCCCUAAAAUUACUUCACCCCCUGUUGGAUUUUUUAUACUAUCGGGAGUGUACAGAAGAAAAGAGUGGGAACUGUUCAGGCUCGUGUAUUAUUAACAUCCUUCUGAGGGAGAAUUACCUUUAUGUGAAUAACACGGGGGAUAGCAGGUGCGCCCUGAUGACCUUUCACCUAGACAAGUUUGAAUACAGUAUGGAAACCCCAGCGGAGGAGGAGAGGGAGGACAACUGUGAGAGAAGAAAGAAGCGAAGAGGGGGAAAGCACAAGAGGAACAAGCAGCGCGAUGCGCACACCGUUGGCAGCGACUCCGACUUUGAUCGUGAGUACAAGGCAUACGUCAUCAACACAAACUCAUUUUCGUACAACGAGCUGAAUUGCGAACACAACUGCAAUAGUUACAUGGAGUACUUGCGAAUGUAUAAGAUGCAAUUGUGUGAGGAGUUAGUGUGUCGGCAAGUGAAGGCAGGGGAGGGGCAUCGCCCUGGAAAGAGGUGCAACGAGAAUGAGGACUCUUCCGUCAGUGGGCCCCCUGGGGACAAUCUUCGAAACGGUGUGCAGGAUGAAGAACACAUGGAGACACUUCCCGACGUGAAGAAGACGAAGAAAAAGGCGGAUCUGAAAAAGACCAAAAUGGAUAGCCACUUGAACAAACAAAUUGUAAUGCUUAAUGGGUACCUACUAAGAGAACGCGGAAAGGAAAUAAACAUAGGGAACCUAUCCUAUGAUUUAAUAAAAUAUAAUAGAGUGGACGGGUGCCUACAUCCGUGCAGAGUUAUUGGAGACUACGACUUGAAGAGGAAGUACUGCAAUGGACAUUUCAUCUUGUCCAACGAUUCAAAUGUGUACAAGUACGACAUGAAUAAUAUCAAUUUGGUCAAUAUGAUUCGUUAUUUAUACUUGACCAAGUUCUGCGUGGCAUGCAGGAGGAGCUACCUCCUCAGUAGCUAUGGCAAGUUUGGGCCCAUCAGGGAAAUUGUCCUUUUGGACGCUCCGGAGGAGGGACGCCAAGGGGAAAAAACCCACACGAUGGACGCUUCUAAUCUACAACAUAGCACCAUUGUGAGCAGCGCAGAGGUGCCUACUAAAUCGCGUCAACCGCGUCAACCACGUCAACCUUCCGAGGGGAAACCUCCCCCCGCUGGAUUGUGUUUAAAAAUUUACAGGGACGGCGCGCUGGACAGUAACGUGCUUGGCAAUCAGGUGGAAAAGAAAAAAGAAAACCUCCCUGUACAGAUAAAUGAGCGGUUUGCACCCUACAUUAACAUCAAAAGUGUUUCCAUGAAUGAAAAUUAUUUAUGCAGGAAGGAACGAAGAAACUUUUUCCACUUGCUGAUCAUUGCCUCAGACGGCGUUUUCGAAUACAUCAACCCGCACUUCGUAUUAAACAUUUUAAAAAAAAACAAAUCCGUGUAUGCCAAGGUGAGGAAGCUGUACCGAACGUACAACAUGCGAGAGUUGUGCACAACCACCGCAGGAAGUACCCCCCGACGGGAUAUAAACAAAAUGAUGCACAGGUAUAUGCUCACAAAAGAACAUUGUACUAAACUGGCUAGGGACCUUGUCAAGAGUUCAAUAAUGCAUGGCAAUUUGGACGACAGCACAUGUUUUUGUAUUUUUAUAUUUCCUACUUUUUUUGUGUGUGGAUAA